Rhipicephalus sanguineus (brown dog tick) is the source of this 1103-nucleotide messenger RNA. Its product is annotated as glycine receptor subunit alpha-2. Gene Ontology annotation, cellular component: neuron projection; membrane; synapse. Gene Ontology annotation, molecular function: extracellular ligand-gated monoatomic ion channel activity; transmembrane signaling receptor activity; neurotransmitter receptor activity. The transcript has 6 exons. Gene Ontology annotation, biological process: signal transduction; regulation of membrane potential; chemical synaptic transmission. The coding region runs from base 1 to 1056 and encodes 351 amino acids. The record is from RefSeq and is a predicted model, not a curated record. Lineage: Eukaryota; Metazoa; Arthropoda; Arachnida; Ixodida; Ixodidae.
AUGCCGGACGCCAACCAGCAGACGCUUCCAUCACCACCUGCCACCUGCCCUGGCAGUGUUCCGCAGCGUGAGCUUCCAAUCUUCAGCGGAACAGACGACAACGACGUUGAAGAUUGGCUCUCGACUUACGAAAGGACGUACGACCUAGACAUUCACCUCCAACAGUCGUGGCACGACCCGAGACUGAACCUGCAGCGCUUCGGCGUCAACCGGACGGUGGGGCUGAACGGUGCCGAGAUCGCGGACAAGAUUUGGAAGCCCGACCUGUACUUCAUGAACGCCAAGCGGGCACGAAAGCACAGCGUCACCAUGCCAAAUGAACUGGUGGACAUCACGCCAAAUUCGGAGACUACGCAAAAGGCCAUUCUGCUAUGGGAAGACGUCGAUCCGGUAUUCUUCGAGGGCGAAGUGCAAAUUCCUCAGUUUCGCUUGCUGGACAUGGUCUACGAGAACUUUACUAUGUCCUUUGAUACAGGCACAUUCAGCGUACUGCGAGCCAACUUCACCGUAUCGCGUGAGCGUGGCUUCUACCUGAUAAACAUGUACUUCCCCACGCUACUGAGCGUCGUCAUUUCCUGGUUUGCCUUCUACCUUCACCGCACCCAGGCACCCGGAAGACUCUUCCUGGAUCUCGGCAUGCUACUCAACCUGCUCUCAGUAAACAGAGGCGUGCGCUCGGAGCUUCCCCCGGUGUCGUACAUGAAGGCCCUGGACGUGUGGAUGGGAGGCUGCAUUUGCGCCGUGUUCGCAUCACUGCUCGUGUUCUCCCUGGUCAACUACUUGGGCCGCGUCAAGCUGCGGCCUAAGCUAUACCGAAAGGUCGACGACGCUGCAUUCGUACUUGUGACGAGAAAGAAGGAGCUGGCCGAAGAUCCCGAGGACUACGACAGCAAAGAGUACGAGGAGCUGUACAGAAACGCCAAACGGGCGGAAAGCAUCGACCGAUUCGCUCGGGUCGCCUUCCCGUUUGUCUUCCUCGUAUUCAACACCGCCUACUGGUCCCUGUAUUCCAGCCAGGCGUACAUCAGCGUUCACGGUGAACUGGAGCUCGCCUAAGUUGGGUCAUUGCCCUCGAGGAUUUGGUGAUGCUCGAGUGAAUAAAA